Messenger RNA from Scylla paramamosain (green mud crab), 1757 nucleotides. Its product is annotated as pyrimidodiazepine synthase-like. The coding region runs from base 101 to 823 and encodes 240 amino acids. Gene Ontology annotation, molecular function: glutathione transferase activity; glutathione dehydrogenase (ascorbate) activity. Gene Ontology annotation, biological process: glutathione metabolic process. Lineage: Eukaryota; Metazoa; Arthropoda; Malacostraca; Decapoda; Portunidae. The record is from RefSeq and is a predicted model, not a curated record. Gene Ontology annotation, cellular component: cytoplasm. The transcript is spliced from 6 exons.
CCACUAUCGCCACCUGGCUACGACACCACCACUAUCACCAUCUGCAGUCACUCUAAGGUUGCAGUGAGCGGCGCACAGCGUCCACCGUCCAUCCAGCGCCAUGAGCCUCAAGCAUCUCACCACAGGCUCCACAUGCCCGCCAGCUGUGGCAGGCUUGCUGCGCUGCUACAACAUGAGGUUCUGCCCCUUUGCCCAGCGAGCAUGCAUCAUCCUUGCAGCAAAGAAUGUCAAACAUGAAAUUGUAAACAUUAACUUGAAAAAAAAGCCAGAGUGGUUUUUUGAAAAGAGUCCUCUGGGGAAGGUGCCGUCCAUUGAGCUGGACGGGCAGAUCAUGAGUGAGUCCCUGGUGAUCUGCGACUACCUGGAUGAGGUGUACCCUGACCCUCCCCUGCACCCCGCUGACCCCUGGAGGAAGGGCCAGGAUCGCAUGUUCUUGGAGAUAUUUGGCAAGGUAACAGAAGCAGUGUACAAGGUGUAUUUUUCAAGAGGAGACCAAGACAUACUAAACAAGGGCCUCACUGACAUCCAAGCUGGACUGGAUCCCUUUGAAGCAGAGCUGAUGAAGAGAAACACAAAGUUCUUUGUGGGAGACAAACCUGGAAUGCUGGACUACAUGAUAUGGCCAUGGAUGGAGAUGUUCCUUGCUGCUCAGAGGUUAGGUGGUGAGAGAGUUUCUGAAAACCGCUUCCCUAGACUGUUCUCCUGGAUGGAAGAUAUGAAGAAGGAUCCUGCAAUAAAAGCAACCUACAUCUCACCAGACUCUCACUACAAGUACUUGCUCAGUAAUAUCAAUGGUUCCCCAGAUUAUGAUAUGCAAGUAUGAUGUGUGAAAUUUAAGUUGGUGUCAAAAUUAAAUGAAAGUUUGAUUUUCUGCAUAGAUACAUGUAAUUUACUGGCUAACUUUUGUUAAUUUGGCCUUUUCUCCUUACAGUUAACAAUGCCAUGUCAUAAUAAUAAUAAUAAUAAUAAUAAUAAUAAUAAUAAUAAUAAUAAUAAUAAUAAUAAUACUUUAUUGCUCUUACAGAGAAUUUGUCUUGUGCUUGCCAAAGUAUAAAAGAGAAAUAUAGAAGUAUAAAAAUUCUUAAAACUAUCAGUUACAUCUAUUAAAUUCUCAAUCAUAAACUAUCAAAAAUAGAACACAUUAAAAUAUUAAAAAAACAUUAAAAGUAUUGCUGAUGUCCCUGAGUGCUGCCUUCUUUUACAACUGUUGAUUCCCAUUCAAUAUCCUGAUACUAGAUGGAACAUACGACUCCCUAUACCGAGAUGUUCGGCCCUGCACAGAUCUCCAUCUUCUGCCAGAUGGUAACAAUUCAUAACAUGUGUGCAAUGGGUGACUGGAGUCUUUUAUUAUGAUAUUGCUUCUCUGAAUAACCACUUGUUUAUACAGUUCCAACAAUGGUUUUGUAUUUUUUACUUUUAAUUGGCUACAUUUCUUUAUUAUCUUGCUUAGUUUACCUUUAGAUUCCACAGUACUAUUUCCAUACCAGCAACAUAUAGCAAAUGAAAAAACUGAUUGUAGUAUACUACUGUAGAACAAAUCCAUUAUCUUACUACCAACUUUUAACUUGCAUAGUUUCCUAACAAAAAACAUCCUUGAGUUUGCCUUCUUAUAUAUUUUAUCUAUGUGAGAGGAAAAGUUGAGUUUAUUGUCUAUGAUCGUUCCUAAGUAUUUGUAUUCUUCUACUACUUCAACAGUUUCAUCAUUGAUUUCCAAAGGUUCAUGUUGUAUGGGAGUCUUACUAAAAUCAAUAAUCAUC